AAGGACUUUUAUUUAUGAUCAAUGUUUUGGAGAUAUCUUUUUAAACUACUGCAUACUGAAAUGCAUUCUAAAAUCAAUAAAUUGUAAAUAAUGUUUGAAUACUGUUUGCACAGACAUACCUGUAUAACAAUUAUUACUGAUAACAGCAGAAGGAGCUAGAUGUAAGAUUAAUAAACAUUUAUUCGGAUUUUGGAACAGCAACUAAAAUGCUUGAAAUUAGUGAAGUUCUCAUCAGCCUAAUUGGCUUAAUAACAGUGUCAGUAGUGUUAGCCUCUUGUGUGAAAUUUCGCUUCCGAAGACCAACACGACAUUCAUAUAUAGAUGUGAAAAGGCAGAACAGACAAAGAAAAUAUGAAUUAAGACUGAUGAAAGAUGUUAAACAGAACAGAGGUACACAAACAGACCCAAGAAAGACAUCAUCAGUCACUGUUCAAACGAAAAUAUGUACAUUCACAGAAAGGAUAACAAACUUUGGUACAGAACAAAUAAACUCCAGUGAAAUAUUUGACAACUGUUGUGAGAUCUGUGUGCCAAAUGCUGAGAAAGAAGCUGUGGGAUUUUGUAAAUCAUGUGAAAAAUUCAUGUGUUUGAACUGUUGUAAACAUCAUGAAAAAAUUCCUUUAUCUGACAGCCAUACAUUAUUAGGUAAAGAAAACUAUCAAAAAGUGAAAGAAAAGAACCCAAAGAUUUCAAAUCAGCUUGUUCCAGUCCAGAGAUAUUCUUUUGAAGAAUGUCAGAGUACAGAGUGUAACUGCAGGAAAGACCAUUCCAUAGAAAUAUUUGGCUUAGGAAAUAUCCCGGUUUCAGGAGAAAUAUGCUGUAUUCUUAAAACUAAUAGUAAUGGCUGGAAGCUAUCUUACAAAUACCAAGACGACAACACUGGAGCUAUGCAGGACUCAGAAAUUUUACGGCAAAACUCUAGGGCAAAUGAUUUUUGUACACUAGAACACUAUGUGAAUAGAAGUUUAAAAGAUAUAAACAAAAAUGCUAUCUACUUCACAAUGCCACAAGCAACGACAGUUUGGAAAUAUAAAUGUGAUAGGGAAAUACUAAAGAAUGUGCCAGUCAAUUCUUACGCACGCUAUUCCAAUACAAACAAAAGCAGUACAACUGAAGCAUUCUACAAAAAUGGUCAGUGUUUUGGAAUAGCUGCCUUUGAUAAAGGCCUUGCAAUCUCUCUCUUCAUACAAACCAGUUACGCUCUCCCAGACUGGCAAGUACAGUAUGUCACCUUUACAGGAGCAGUGAAAAAGCAAAUCUACUACGACAAUAAAGAUCAGCCAUUGUUCAAGGAACCAAAGCAUCUCACAUCAAAUGACGCACAAAAUGUUCUGUAUGUCUCUGAUCAAGGCGCCAACUCAAUCAUUGCCUUAGACCCAAAAGGAACCGUGCUGUUUAAAUUUAUCCACGAAACAAUAAAAUGUCCACAAGGACUUACACGUGAUGAUGAAGGAAAUAUCUAUGUUGCCUGUGACAACAAGGUUAUACAAAUAAACCAACAUGGAACUAAGUCCAGGAUCAUUCUGAGCUCUGAUGAAGCAGAACCAAAAAUGCUGAUUGACGUCUGCUUCAACAAAGUUUCACAGAAAUUUGCAGUUGUGAACAAGUCUGCAGAAGUGACUGUUUUUAAGUUCCUUCCUUAAACAAAGAUAUCUCUUUUUUUCUAAAUUAAAUCAUUGCCUUCUAAUUUUAUUCACAUAUAUCAUGUUUCUGUUUGCUUGUUCAACAGUUAUUUUGUGUAAUGCAACGAAAACUUAAUUCGGAAAUUUACUCAGAUAAAUGUAAAUUGUACAUAUACUUACCGACAUCUUGCAUCAUCAAAAAUAUUUUUCAGUUUUGUCUCUGUCUCUCCAUAAAACCUGAAAUGUAUGUAAUCAUAACACUGUCUUUGUAUCAAGUUACCUCAAUAAAACUGAUGAAAAUAGAA
This is a messenger RNA of Mercenaria mercenaria, 1927 nucleotides long. RefSeq lists its product as uncharacterized. NCBI's taxonomy places the organism in Eukaryota, Metazoa, Mollusca, Bivalvia, Venerida, Veneridae. The record is from RefSeq and is a predicted model, not a curated record. Bases 207 to 1643 code for a protein of 478 amino acids. The transcript has a single exon.